GACUCAGGUGUUGUAACACGACACUCAACCAUGUGAUCGGCGAUGGGAAUUUAGAAAGACGAAAAAGCCUUCAACAGACCAGCGAUCCCUCAACACACAAUAGGCUUACCAAACGCACAAGGUCACCAGUGAAAGCGGGAACGGAUCUCGAAGGAUAAUGUGUUAUUAUAAGCAGGAUAUCAAUAAGAAACUGGAGUGUCGCGGUAGUUUCGGUUUAAAAACUGCGUUUCUCCGGUAAGGUGAGGCGGAAGCGACCUGUGAUCAAGUACAUUGGAUAUAAAGCGAACAUAUAUACAGGAUACCUGUUCGGAUUACGAAAGUGGCCACAAAGCUUGCCAGAGACGGACUAUUUUUAUUCCUUUGAUCUGGAAUAAAAUGAUUUAUUGAUCACUUCUGAUCCACCCUACCAAGAGCAUCAGUCCCUUUUGGAUGAGGGUAGGGGUGCAGAUUGACUCCGUCUCGGAGAUGAUACAGCAGGUUGGGCUAUUGGCAGGGAGUAUUCUGCCUCUGCUUCUCAGGAAUGCGUUGGCUAAUGAGACCACCACAAUGUCUAGCAACACUACAGCUUCAACUCCAAGGAAAGACAACAUUGUGGCCAUUGUAGUACCAACUGUCGUCCUGGGGCUGUUAGCUAUUUUGACGGCAGUUCUGGUAUUUCUGUUCUGCGUUGUCAAAAAGAAGAGACAGACGGAGGGGACAUAUCGACCCAGUGCAGAGGAGCAGACAGGAACAAGCAGCGUUGAGACGCCAGAUGCCCUCAAACUACCCAAGGAGGAGAGACUGAUUUGAUGCACUCGGGUUUAUGAUUAGCCUGAAGCACAUGAUAAUGACUCAAAAUGGUCAAACAGAUAAACAUUAUCAUAGCACACUUUCUGAAGGGGCAAGGCACAAAUUUAGCCAAAUGUUUUGGCUAAACAAAGCGAGUCUGACUACUUGGAUGAAACUUGAAGGAAUCCUGAUCCACUCUGUAAAGGCAACAUGUUUCACAGGGCAUAUUAGUGAACCAAAUAUUUAUCAGAAGAAAUCAUUGCAAUAAAGGUUCACCCAAAAAUGAAAAUUCUGUCAUGACUUUCUCACACUGAUGUUGUCCCAUACCCGUUUUUAUUUUUAUGUGGAACACAAAAGGAGACAUUUUAAUGAAUAGCCCCUUUCUCACAUACUGUCCUGGUACUUCCGCCUUGAACUUUCAUGAUGAUAACUACUAAGAGGAACGUCUCACCCAAAAUGACUUUUCCCUCUUGCAUUCGCACAUGCAAAAGUAACCAGGAGAAAUGAGGCACUCAGCCUAUUUUAACCGUGCAGCUCACGCUGAAUUGUGAACUCAGAAGAAAACAUUCUCUCUAAGUGGCUAAGAGGAAGAAUAGUUGAACUAUAGAAAACGACGUAAAGUAAAAGUACCUAAAACAGGCUUAAGUUCCUGUAGUGGGAAAGGACCUAAUAUUUUGGUCCAUCUUGUCAAUACAACGGCAGUUGAUUGUGCCACACUUUAAAGCUUUAAAAAGCACCUAAAAGUAGUCCAUGCGACUUAACAGUGGCUAGUGUGUUCAUCUGAGAAUGUUGUUUUAUCUUUUCUCUCAUAGCGCUCAUUUACUGCCAUUAUAUUAAAAAGAUGGACCAGAAUUGUUUCUAAAAUGUCUCCAUUUUUUUCAAACAUAAGCAAGUUAUAUUUGUUAAGAAUGACAAGAGGGUUAGUAAAUUAUGACAGAAUGUCCAUUUUUGACUGCACUGUUCCUUUAAACAGAAACACCACACCAGCAUGGUAGAAUCACAUGGACAUUUUGGCAAUCAGAUAUGUGGAGUGAUUUACUCCAGACUAGAAGAGGCUAUUUGCAUAUCAGGAUGAAUACUUUUGUCGACAGAUCUGCUCUUAUUGUUCUUUCAUCUCUAGCAUCGACAUUUAAUUCUUAUUUUAAAUUAUAAGCUUUUCCCUGAAUGCUGCAUUGGUUGUAUUCCAUUUUAUUGGUUGCUUUAAAAAAUAUCAAUAACAUAUUCUACAAAUAUCAGUGUUUCUAUAUGUAAAGUGAAGUGUGUACUUUAUUUGCCACCGUUGACACAAAAGGGAAUUGCAAUCUGUUUGUGUGAGUGUGCCGACUAGGUUGGACUUAACUGCUUUGUCUCAACCAAUGAUGUGAGUUUGGGGCUGGACUACUUAUUUGUCUGAACAAGUCCAAACUUGAUUUAUAGGAAUGCAAUUCUGUUUGGUCUGCUAGUGGCGCAGAAAUUACAUACUUAACCUUUAAAUACUGAUUUUGACAUCCAGAUGCUCACAGAUCAGGAUAUCUUGUUGAACCACAUAGAUUAUUUCAGAAGCUGAAUUUGGCGUGAUUUGCCUCAGAUAUAUUUAUCAAAAUGUAAUUAAUCUGAUAUAACAUUUCCAGAAAUUUUAUCAGUGUAACAAUGAAUUGUACUAGGAAACAUUUUUAAUUGUUUUAUCAUAACACAAAUGUUUACACCCAAAUAAUUUCAUGCAAUCUAUUUAGUUUGAGUGCCUGCAUCUAAUUUUUACUGUUGUGUCUAAGGACAGAAUGUCACUUGACACACUACUGUAAACAUAAUCAUAUUGUAUAUGUACUGCAGUUCAUAUUUAUGUACUAAAAAUACAAAGAAAUUAUUUAAAAAAAGACAUAUGAUUGAAGAUCUCUGAAACUGCAACUGGAAAGAUAUGCUUGGAAAUUUUACACUGCAAUUAGUGGUUGAGUGAUUCAGGUUUUUGACUGGUAAACAAACAUCUUUACAGCCAGGUGACCAAUGGCUAAUAUACUGGCCUAUACAGUGUAAUACAAUCUAAUAAUAGCAAAUGUGAUGUACAGUAAAAUGGCUAUUUAUUUGACCAAUAUAUAC
Xyrauchen texanus (razorback sucker) is the source of this 2841-nucleotide messenger RNA. RefSeq names its product protein crumbs homolog 3-like. Bases 430 to 789 code for a protein of 119 amino acids. The record is from RefSeq and is a predicted model, not a curated record. Lineage: Eukaryota; Metazoa; Chordata; Actinopteri; Cypriniformes; Catostomidae. The transcript has 4 exons.